Messenger RNA from Tachyglossus aculeatus (Australian echidna), 2661 nucleotides. It is a transcript of the gene MAP3K12, whose product is annotated as mitogen-activated protein kinase kinase kinase 12. Lineage: Eukaryota; Metazoa; Chordata; Mammalia; Monotremata; Tachyglossidae. Gene Ontology annotation, molecular function: JUN kinase kinase kinase activity; ATP binding. The record is from RefSeq and is a predicted model, not a curated record. Gene Ontology annotation, biological process: protein autophosphorylation.
GAGGCGCCGCAGCAUCUCCGCCUUUUGUGCGUCGGCCACCCGAGGGGUGGUGGAUCCGUCCGUCCCAGCACCAUGGCCUGCCUGCACGAGACCCGGACCCCUUCCCCGUCCUUCGGCGGCUUCGCGGCCGCGCUGAGCGAGCCUUCGGUGGUCCGCAAGCCGGACCCGGAGGCGUCGGACUGCACCCCCGAGAAGGACCUGACCCCCACGCAGUGCGUCCUCCGCGACGUGCUCCCCCUCGGAGGAGCCGUCCCGGGGGGCUCCCCGGGGGGCGGCGGGGAUGCCGCCUCCGAGCCCUUCGCCAACAGCGUGCUGCAGCUCCACGAGGGCGAGGCUGGGGGCGCGGGGGCGGCCGGGACCCCCGAGGCCCGGACCCCCCGCUUCCGCGCCGACGAGGUCCGGCUGCAGUGCCAGAGCGGAGGCAGCGGGUUCCUGGAGGGCCUCUUCGGCUGCCUGCGGCCCGUCUGGACCAUGAUCGGAAAGGCCUACUCCACUGACCACAAGCAGCAGGAAGCGCCCUGGGAAGUGCCUUUCGAGGAGAUCCGGGACCUGCAGUGGGUAGGCUCGGGGGCCCAGGGCGCCGUCUUCCUGGGCCGCUUCCACGGCGAGGACGUGGCCGUGAAGAAGGUGCGGGACCUCAAGGAGACCGACAUCAAGCACCUGCGGCGACUCAAGCACCCCAACAUCAUCACCUUCAAGGGUGUGUGUACCCAGGCUCCCUGCUACUGCAUCCUCAUGGAGUUCUGCGCCCAGGGCCAGCUGUUCGAGGUCCUGCGGGCCGGGCGGCCCGUCACCCCGUCCCUCCUGGUCGACUGGUCCAUGGGCAUCGCGGGUGGCAUGAACUAUCUGCACCUGCACAAGAUCAUUCACCGAGACCUCAAGUCGCCCAACAUGCUGAUCACCUACGACGACGUGGUCAAGAUCUCGGACUUCGGCACAUCCAAGGAGCUGAGCGAUAAAAGCACCAAAAUGUCCUUCGCGGGGACCGUGGCCUGGAUGGCGCCCGAGGUCAUCCGCAACGAGCCCGUGUCCGAGAAGGUGGACAUCUGGUCGUUCGGCGUGGUGCUGUGGGAGCUGCUGACGGGGGAGAUCCCCUACAAGGACGUGGAUUCCUCGGCCAUCAUCUGGGGAGUGGGCAGUAAUAGCCUCCACCUGCCCGUGCCGUCCAGUUGCCCCGACGGUUUCAAGAUCCUCCUCCGCCAGUGCUGGAACAGCAAGCCCCGGAACCGGCCGUCCUUCAGGCAGAUCCUGCUCCACUUGGACAUCGCCUCUGCCGACGUCCUGUCCACUCCCCAGGAGACCUACUUCAAAUCCCAGGCGGAGUGGCGGGAGGAGGUGAAGCUGCAUUUCGAGAAGAUCAAGUCGGAGGGGACCUGCCUGCACCGGCUGGAGGAGGAGCUCGUCACCCGCCGCAGGGAGGAGCUCAGACACGCCCUGGACAUCCGGGAGCAUUACGAGCGGAAGCUGGAGCGGGCCAACAACCUCUACAUGGAGCUCAACGCGCUCAUGCUGCAGCUGGAGCUCAAGGAGCGGGAGCUGCUCCGACGGGAGCAGGCCCUGGAGCGUCGGUGCCCGGGCCUGCUGAAGCCUCACCCGCCUCGUGGGCUGCUGCACGGGAACACGGUCGAUAAAUUCAUCAAGAAGCGCAACGUUUCGCAGAAGCUGUCGCCGCACAGUAAAAGGCCGGACAUCCUGAAGACGGAGGCCCUGCUGCUGCCCAAGCUGGACUCCGCGCUGAGCGUCUCGGGCCCCUCCGGCUGCUCCCGGAGCCCCCCGGCCCCGCAGCGCGCCCGCAGGCCCAAGGCCCGGCCCCGGAAGGCCGGCCCCCCGUCGGGCCCCCCCGUCGGGCCCCCCCUGCGGCCCCCCCGGCCCUCGGAGGGGCGUCCAGCUGCUGCCCCCCGGUCCUGCGCGGCCUGCACCCAAACCUGCUCCUCCGCCACGUGCCGCCGCCGCCGCCGUCGCCGUCGUCGUCGUCGUCCCCGGCCCUGCUGUCGGCCGCCCUGGGGCUCCACCAGCCCGGACUCCCCGGGGGCCAACGGCAGGGCCGAGCCGGGCCCGGCCGGGGGGGCUUCGGGGGGCUCCGGCCGGGGGGCCCGCCCCAACCCCCAGCACCUCACCCCCAAGGCCCUCCUCUACCGGGCCGCCGUCACCCGCAGCCAGAAACGGGGGGUCUCGUCCGAAGAGGAGGAGGGUGAAGUGGACAGCGAGGUGGAACUGGCCCCGCGGCAGAGGUGGCCACAGGGCCUGAGCAAGCGGCCGUCGCUGUCCACGUUCAGCUCGGAGAACUUCUCGGACGGCGAGGAGGGCACGGCCAGCGACCCGUCGCACAGCGGGACCCCCGAGGUGGGCAGCACCAACACGGACGAGCGGCCGGACGGGGGGUCGGAGCGGUCCGACGACAUGGUGUCCCAGGCCUCCGAGAUCCCGCUCGACGGCCCCGACGACAGGGAGCCCGCCGCCCCCUCACCCCGGCCCCCGCUCGCCGCCGACCAGGGCCCCGCCGCCGCCACCGCCGCCUACGAGGACUCCGACUGCGACAGCACAGAACUGGACAACUCGGGCAGCGGAGACGCCUUGCGGCCCCCGGCCCCCCCCGUGAGACCACCCCGCCGCCCCCCGGCCCGGGUCGCCCUGUACAUACAGAAAUAUUUAUAUAAAUAA